Trichophyton verrucosum HKI 0517 is the source of this 2136-nucleotide messenger RNA. RefSeq lists its product as uncharacterized. Gene Ontology annotation, molecular function: microtubule binding; ATP binding; microtubule motor activity. The annotation marks the transcript as partial. The record is from RefSeq and is a predicted model, not a curated record. Gene Ontology annotation, biological process: microtubule-based movement. The transcript has 2 exons. Lineage: Eukaryota; Fungi; Ascomycota; Eurotiomycetes; Onygenales; Arthrodermataceae.
AUGGAUGGCCGGGAUGCUGGCUCAGACCGAAAUGGUGCGCGUCAGCCCUCAUCCCUUUUAUCUACACCUUCAGCCCCUCACUCCCCUUCACCGAGCCCCAGCCUACCUAGUAAAUCUCUUUCAUCUAAGAGCUAUGACGGCCAAGUUGAUGGUUCUUCCAAGCAAUUGAUGUCAUCCCCUGCUCAUACCCCCUCCCGCAACCCAUCUCUAUGCACAGCGAUGCAGUUGCUAUCCCUUAACCACAAGCCUUCCUUGGACACUUUCAAGCCAAAUGCACAGCCGCAGUUAUCUACACCAUCCAAGAUUCCUACCCCAGCUCGCCCCCUGAUAUCAUCUCAUACCGCGUCCUCGAUUCCCCCUUCCCCUUUCAUGCUUAAGAAAACCCGCAAGCCACGCUCCCCCAGAAAAGUGAAACGUUUUCUAACUAUAGACACUGAAGUCCAAGCUUGGGAUCAAGAUGAAAAGGAGCAGAGAAUUUCAGAUAACAUGACCCAUGUCCGAAAAAUGGUCGAAGAAAUGGUGAAGCAAACUGCUGCCAUGACAGAGACCACCGAUCUAUACAAGUCACGCACCCAAAUGCUGGAAGAGAACCAAACUAAGCUCCUACACCAAAAUGCAGACUUGCGGGUCGAACUUGAGACCACGAAAAACUCGUUGACAAAUGCUGAAUUAAAGUUGAAAGAUCUAUGCCGUGAGCAAGAAAUUGCCCUUAGUGAACUUGCAACCCAGCAUCGAAAUCAGUCUGAGAGUAUACGUCAAGAUGCUCAGGCCGAAAUCGCUGCACUUAUGCAACAGCACCGAGCCGAGCUUGCCGAGACAAGACGCAGAUUCGAAGCCGAACUUGAGGUAGAGCGGCAGCUGAGAGCACAGGAACUCGAACAGGUCGCCGCUCAGUCGUCCCUGGACAAGCAACGCGACCAGCUUGAUUUAAACAAUAAGGACCGAGAGAUACAAGAUCUACUCACCCAACAACAGAGGCUGCAGGAUGAUCUUGCGCGGGAACAUGCACUUAACAAGGAAUUACAACAAAGCUCCAUUGUGAAUGCCAAUAAUACAAUUACCCUAGAAUCAUCUAUCCGCGCACUCAAAGCAAGAAUCGAGUUUCUGGAAUCGGGGAGCAAGGAACAAUCAGACGCAUUUGCAAAACUUGAUGAAGAACUUCGUGUGGCACUAGAAGAGACCAAUGCCACGAAGGCACAGUUACGGAAGGAAGAAACUCUUCGACGAAGACUACAUAACCAGAUUCAGGAACUAAAAGGAAAUAUCAGGGUUUUUUGCCGGGUCCGUCCAGUGCUAUCCAGCGAUUCGAGUGAAAACACUGCCAAGAUAUCUUUCCCUGACCAAGAUAUGGAUUGCAGAGAGAUUGCAGUUCAAGGGCCGGAGGAGAAGUCAAGUCUAGGCCUAAUCAGUGCAAAGAAACAUUCAUUUACAUACGACCAUGUUUUUGGGCCAAGGUCGCAGAAUGCAGAAGUAUUCGAAGAAAUUAGCCAACUCGUUCAAAGUGCCUUGGAUGGUUAUAAUGUCUGCAUAUUCUGUUAUGGUCAAACAGGAAGCGGUAAAACGCACACAAUGUCCUCUGAAGACGGUAUGAUACCUCGUGCUGUUCGCCAGAUAUAUGACACCGCCCACGGCCUCGAGGAAAAAGGCUGGCAGUAUACGAUGGAGGGAAGCUUCGUCGAGGUAUACAACGAAAACAUCAAUGAUCUCCUAGGGAAAGCUGAAGAGUUCGAUAAGAAGAAACACGAAAUUAGGCAUGAUCUCCAAAAAUGCCAAACCACUGUCACCAAUGUCACCACCGUCAAUCUUGACUCGCCCGAAAAGGUGGAAUCGAUCCUUCAAAGAGCUUGGGCAAAUCGGUCUGUUGCUGCUACCAAGGCUAAUGAACGCUCGUCUCGUUCUCACUCCGUCUUCAUCCUUCGGCUCGUGGGUGACAACUCAAUAACUGGAGAGCACAGUGAAGGCAAUCUGAAUCUGGUUGAUCUUGCGGGAAGUGAGCGUCUUAGCCACAGUGGCAGUACCGGCGAAAGACUCAAGGAGACCCAAAACAUCAAUAAGAGUCUCAGCUGUCUCGGAGAUGUUAUUAGUGCUUUGGGACAGGGUAAGGAGGGUGCUCAUAUUCCGUAUAGAAACAGCAAG